AUGAGUUUUGCAGAGUUUCAAUCAAGCCAUUUGCUUCUUGGCAUCGCUCUUGCAUUGUGCUUUAACCAAGUCUCGUCCACCACCAAUGAAACAGACAUACUCGCACUGCUCACAUUUAAGGCCGGCAUAACCAGAGAUCCUUUCGGCGUGCUCGACUCAUGGAAUAAUAGCAUUGGGUUUUGCCAGUGGUAUGGCGUUACGUGUGGCCGGAGGCACCGGAGGGUCACGGUCUUGGACUUAUCAUCACAAGGACUCUCCGGAUCAAUCUCUCCUUAUAUUGGGAAUCUCAGCUUCUUAAGGCAAAUAUGGCUCCACAAUAACAGUCUCGAUCAUGAAAUCCCUGCGCAAGUCGGCCAGCUGCACUGCCUUCGCUACUUACAACUAGACAACAAUUCAUUGGUCGGUGAAAUUCCCAAAAACAUAUCGGGUUGCCCUGACCUUGUUAGCCUCUUGCUUCAAGGCAACCAACUAACUGGCGAGAUUCCUGGAGAGCUCGGUUCACUGUCGAAGCUACGGGAGCUUGCGUUGUCUGUUAAUAAUUUGAUUGGGAGUGUGCCUUCCUCUAUUGGAAACUUAUCUUCAUUGGAGAUCCUUUUUUUAGCCGGAAACAACUUGGGCGGGAGCAUUCCCCGAGCUCUAGGCCACUUGACAAACUUGCAAGGCAUUAACCUCGAAAGAAACAGAUUGUCAGGUACAAUUCCAUCUUCGUUACUCAAUCUUUCUUCGCUAGCUACAUUAAUUAUUGGAGGCAAUCGGAUAGUGGGGACUCUUCCUGCAAGCAUAGGCCUCAAACUCCUAGUUCUUGAAUAUCUUAGUGUCUACGAGAACCAACUUGAGGGGCCGAUUCCCCCGUCGAUAUCAAAUUGCACAAAACUAGAGGUGCUUCAACUUUCAUCGAACAAAUUUUCCGGGAAAGUACCUUCUUUUGAAAAUUUGCGUAAGCUUCAUUGGCUUGUAAUCUUUGAUAAUAAGCUUGGAAGUGGAAAACCUGGGGACUUAAGCUUCCUUUGCUCGUUAACCAACAGCACCGAAUUAUGGGAAUUGACUAUUCAGAUGAACGAGUUUGGUGGGGUGUUACCUAAAUGCAUAGGUAAUUUAUCCGCCGCUCUCACACUAUUUUCUGUUAGAGAGAAUCAAAUAUCUGGUGAGAUUCCAAAAGAAAUUGGGAAUUUUGUCAACCUGGAAAUAUUGUCUAUGAGUAUCAACCCGCUUUCAGGUGUUAUCCCCUCAGAUUUGGGGAAUCUACGCAAUCUAGCGGGAUUGCUAUUAAGUGAUAACAAUUUGGGAGGGACUAUUCCAUCUUUUUGGGGAAAUCUAACCAAGUUGAUUACAAUAGAUCUUAAUGGGAACAACUUUCAUGGGCAAAUUCCUUCACAUCUAUCAAACUGUCGGUCUCUCGAUCUGCUUGAUCUGUCUCGUAACAAUCUCAGUGGUGCCAUACCCCCAGAGCUCAUAGGUCUCUCAUCAUUAGCGAUCAUUUUGGACUUGUCUCGUAACCAUCUGACUGGGGUUCUACCGACAGAAGUUGGCAACUUGAGAACUUUGACUGCGUUGGAUAUCUCGGACAAUUUGUUGGUAGGUGAAAUCCCAGGAAGUUUAGGUGAUUGCAUUGGAUUGACAUCACUAAGGAUGGCGGGCAACUUCUUCCAUGGGUCCAUUCCCCAAUCAAUCAGAUCAUUAGGAGGCAUUGAAGAACUAGAUAUUUCACGCAAUAAUUUGUCAGGAGUUUUCAAGAAUGCUACUGGUACUUCGAUUAUUGGGAACAAUGAGCUUUGCGGCGGACUGCCAGAAUUUCACCUCCCCAACUGCAUCUCCAAAAGCUCCAAGAGGAGAACCAUCAAUAUAGUGAUAUUGUCUGUUUCCGUUGUUUUCGGAGUUCUUGGAAUAGCUCUUAUUCUAGCUUUUAUUUAUCUUUGUUGGUUGAAGAAGAAAGUAAAUGAACCAAUUUCAAGUUCGAUGGACGAUUCACGUCCAAGCGUAUCUUAUAGAACACUCCUAAACGCAACCAACGGUUUUGCUUCUACGAAUUUGAUCGGUGUUGGAAGCUUUGGCUCUGUUUAUAGGGGGAUACUUGAGGACAAUGGAACUGUUGUUGCCGUGAAGGUGCUUGAUUUAGUCCGUCAUGGUGCUCUGAAGAGCUUUAUGGUCGAGUGUGAGGCAUUAAGGAACAUCAAACAUCGAAAUCUUCUGAAGAUACUAACAAUUUGCUCGGGUAGUGAUUAUCAAGGGAAUGAUUUUAAGGCCUUAGUCUAUCAAUUCAUGGACAAUGGAAGCCUAGAACGGUGGCUACACCCAAACGCAACAUUAUCUCAUCAUAAUGAGCUUCUGGAAAAGUUGAAUUUCAUUCGCAGGAUAAAUAUUGCUAUUGAUAUUGCUUAUGUAUUGGAUUAUCUUCAUCACCAGUGCCACAUUCCCAUUGUUCAUUGUGAUCUAAAGCCAAGCAAUAUUCUCUUAGAUGCUGAGAUGGUCGCACAUGUUGGCGACUUUGGAUUGGCAAAAUUUCUUCUUGGAUCAUCCCUUGAUACUGUAGCUAAUCAGAUGAGCUCUCUGGGUCUUAGAGGGACAAUCGGUUAUGCUCCACCAGGUAAUCUCUCUACUUUCUAUUAUAAUGAUAUGAGCUCCACCUUCUUUUGGAUGAUCAGCACUCCUAAUUUAAUCUGCACUAUGAUCAAAAUGUGUGACAGAAUAUGCCAUGGGAUAUGA
This is a messenger RNA of Syzygium oleosum, 2703 nucleotides long. RefSeq names its product probable LRR receptor-like serine/threonine-protein kinase At3g47570. The record is from RefSeq and is a predicted model, not a curated record. The transcript has 2 exons. Lineage: Eukaryota; Viridiplantae; Streptophyta; Magnoliopsida; Myrtales; Myrtaceae. The coding region runs from base 1 to 2703 and encodes 900 amino acids. Gene Ontology annotation, biological process: protein phosphorylation. Gene Ontology annotation, molecular function: protein kinase activity; ATP binding; protein binding.